Molecule: messenger RNA, 1659 nt
Organism: Tetrahymena thermophila SB210
Lineage: Eukaryota; Ciliophora; Oligohymenophorea; Hymenostomatida; Tetrahymenidae
Product: 5'-AMP-activated kinase protein
Exons: 5
Source: RefSeq, a predicted model, not a curated record
AAAGCAAGCAAACAUAAAGCAGACUUAUUUUGUUAAAAACAAAAGAUAAAUAAAAGAAUCAUUAGGCUUUAAUUAAACAACAAAAAUUAAAAGAAAAAAAGACUCUCUAUUUCUUAGUUUUUUAUAGUUUAUUCUGAGUAAAUACGAAGCAAAAGAAAAAAUAAGAAAAGGAUUCUAAGGCAAAUUAAAUAUUUAAAAAUAAAUAAUAGCUAGUAUAUCAUGGGUUCUUAGAGUUCAAAGUUAGUUAAUGGAUAGGAGAUGAUGCAAUAGAGUUCUGGGGUAGUUAGAAACCAGUAUAUGAAUUAAUCUGGGAAUUCUAUUGGAAGUAUGACAGAUACUUAAUAACGUGGGAAUUUCAUCAAUACGAUAUUUUAGUGGACAAAUGGUGCGAAUUCUGUAUAGUUAACAGGUACAUUUAACAAUUGGGUUAAUCCCAUACCAUUAGAAAAAGUAGAGAAUAACUGUUUUCAAGUGAUUCUGAAAUUAAGACCAGGAGUAUACUAGUAUAAAUAUAUAGUAGAUGGAUAGUGGAGAUUCUCUCCCGACGAUCCUACUUGCAAUGAUGAAAACGGAAAUAUUAAUAACUUAAUUGAUACAACAAACAUUGAAAGAAGCAUUUCCUUAAUAGGUUAAAAUAAUGGUUCCACCAAAUUUCUUACAAUGGGUUCUCAAAAUAACUCAGUUAAUUUCAUUUAGACAAACGCACGUAUAAUGAAUUCCAACGGAAAUGUUGCAAUGCAGUAGCAAUAAAAUGCUUAAAAUUAAUAAAAUAUUAUGGGAGUUAAUGCUAGUAGUAGGAAUAACUAACAAUUUUAGUAUUAAGCUUAGCAAUAAUAGUUGUUACACUAACUUUAAUAUUAAAAUUUAUUAUAGCAGCAAUAGUAGUAAUAACCCUAAUAACAAUAUAAUGUAUAAAAUGCAUUUAAUUAGUAAUAAUAAAAUCUAUAAAUGUUUUAGCAAUUAGGUAACAAUCCAUAAAACAUUUCACCUAAUAUUAUUGGUUCAUAGCAAGGUGGAACUAUUCCUUAGCAAGAAUUUUAAAAAAUGAUGCAACAAGGUGGGUAAGGUUAAUAUGCAAACUCCUUACAUCCCUCUUCAAAUAUUAGCAAUAUGCAAGCUAUGUACAUAAGAGCUUCUUAAAAUUCCAAUUUCGAUAAAUCUUAGCUACUAAUUAAAGCUCAUAUCACUCAGUAAAAUCAAACUAAUUUCGAAGUAGCUUUUAAAGAUCAAGCUCCUGUUCUUCCUCCACACUUAUUAGAAGUACCAACAAUCAAAAGGAGAAGUGCUAAAUAUGUUUCUAUGUGGAGAGAGAAAAAACCUAGACUAAAAAGUAAUGUAAAAUCUGUAUUUGGAGGUUAAAAUAGUGUGCACAAUACUAAUAAUAUGAAUAUUGAAGAGGAAAAUACAGAUAUAAGUAUGAAUGGAUAAUAAUUAACUUUGAGUAAUACACCUGAAGACGAUGCAGAGGUUUUAAUGCACGUAUUUUAGCCUGGACACGGCAUUACACCAGUAGAUCAUGUUACACUGAACCAUGUUGGUAUAGACAAUUUAAAUCAUAAUGACAAAUACAAUGUUUACUGCAUAACCUAAAGAUUUAAAACAAAAUACACAACCUAUAAAUUUUAUACAUCCAAAUAUGAUACUUAGAUUAUAAUUUGA